AUGGCGGUUAACCUCGACAACGAUAGAUUUUAUGUUGAAAAAGUUGAGGUGCCUGUUGAUUCAGAUGAUGAGUUCCAGUAUGAGGAAGUUCUGGUAGACGAGGAAAUUGUUUCGCCAGAAUUGGAUGAGGAUCUUGACGCAGCAGUUCGCACAAUACGUGAGGCAAAUGAGGAAGCUGAAGCCAGAGUACUAAGAGAAACAGUUACAAGGCCGACCAUUGUCCAGAAGCCGGAAGUUGUGGAUGAUUUUGUCCGGAACUUUCUCGUCAAGAUGGGGUUAAUGAAAACUCUGGAUUGUUUUCAAACAGAAUGGUAUGAGCUGCAGGAGCGAGGAUUUUUGAGGCAGGACAUGAUCGGAACAGUCCCAGAUGUCUACACCCAGAACCUUGAACUUGAGAAUGAAAUUGUGUUCCUGAAGAACGAGGCCAUGAAGUUUAGAAAUGCUGCAGCGGAAGCCAAAGACAUUUAUGCGAAGCUGAGAAAACAGCGAGACUUCCAUCGUAUGCACCACAACCGUGUGGUCCAGGAGAAAAACAAACUCAUUGAUGAUAUCAAGAGACUGAAGAAGCAUUACGCUCAGUAUGCACCAAACAUGGAAGCCCUGAAGGUUCGUUAUGAGGCAGCCAUCAAGGAGAAGAUGUUGGCCAGCCUAGAGAGAGACAGGGCACUAAAUCAACUUCAUGAGCUGCAGGAUUCUGUGAAACACUUGGAGAUUUCAAAAGAUGAACCAAAACGCAUGGUAGAGGAGAAAGCCAAAGGACCAACUCACAAACAACUGCUGCAGGAGAGACAAAAACAGGUGCCAGAAGCUGACAAUAUGGAAAUGCAAAUUCUACCUGGCUUCAAGAGAUUUGUCAAUGAUUCAGAUUUCCCCAUUGACAAUGGCAUUAACCCUGAUCUCAAUCCAGACAAAUGCUCGGCCAACAGGACUGGAGGCUUUCAUUUGGCCAACACUAUCACUGCUCACUCUCAUGCAAUCAGUGGCAUUGCUCUACAUCCCAACAAACAAAUCCUGGCCACCUGCAGCGAUGACCAGACAUGGAAAAUGUGGGCGGUGCCAAGUGGCGAGAUUAUCAUGACUGGCGAGGGUCACACCGACUGGGUCUCUGACUGCAGUUUCCACCCCAGUGGAUCCACUUUAGCCACCACCAGUGGAGACUCCACCGUGAAGAUAUGGGACUUCAGCAAGGCUGCUUGUGUGCACACGUUCAUAGACCAUGGCGCUGUUGUCUGGACCUGUUCCUGGCAUUCUUGCGGAGAUUUUCUGGCAACAAGUUCAAUGGACAAUACUGCCAAAGUGUGGGAUAUCAACAGCCUUCGCUGCCGUUACACUCUGAGAGGACAUGUUGAUUCUGUGAACUCUAUAGAGUUUUUACCUUAUAGCAACACUCUUCUCUCAUGCUCCGCUGAUAAAACUGUAUCUCUGUGGGAUGCAAGAAUGGCAAUAUGUGCACAGACAUUCUUUGGUCAUAUGUACUCAGUCAACCAUGCCACUUUCAACAUGAAGGGUGACAUGAUUGCAUCAUGCGAUUCCUUCGGCGUGGUCAAACUCUGGGAUGUUCGGAGUGUGGCUCCGAUGGCCAGCUUUGAGACGGGUCCACAUCCGGCCAACAAAAUGAGGUUUGAUCCUAGCGGCAGUGUCCUGGCAGUGGCUAGUAGUGACAGCACUAUCAAAAUGUAUGACAUCGAAUCUGCCCAGAUUUACUCACUGCUUGGUCAUGAAGACGCUGUUCAAUGUUUGUGCUUUCACCGUGGUGGAGAGUACCUGAUAUCAGGAGGAAGUGACAGUACUGUUCGAAUCUGGUGCUGA
Messenger RNA from Candidula unifasciata, 1809 nucleotides. The record is from the annotation of a GenBank genome assembly. NCBI's taxonomy places the organism in Eukaryota, Metazoa, Mollusca, Gastropoda, Stylommatophora, Geomitridae.